Messenger RNA from Hydra vulgaris (swiftwater hydra), 715 nucleotides. NCBI's taxonomy places the organism in Eukaryota, Metazoa, Cnidaria, Hydrozoa, Anthoathecata, Hydridae. The record is from RefSeq and is a predicted model, not a curated record.
ACCAGUCAAAAUAUUAGGUGCUUUAACGUAACAUUAAAAAGAAAUAAAGAAAUAAACAUUAUUAUUGAUAUAUAUAUAUAUAUAUAUAUAUAUAUAUAUAUAUAUAUAUAUAUAUUAGUAUACUAAACAUGCUAUUAACAUUUCUAACCUACAUGCUCUUGAUAGCAAUGUUUCAAACAGCACCAAUUGUUUAUCAACCAUGUCCCAUCAGCAAACAUGAAGAUCCUAUGCUUGAAUUAAAAAUAUUGCUUGAAAACUACAUUGUUAUUAAACCAUCUAUAGAAAAAGUUCUCACUACUAGCUCAAACAAUGAGUAUAAUAAAAAAAACUUAUUUCAUUUUCAUACAUUUUCAAAUAAAAAACCGGUCUGUGAAAUAAAAUCAAUAAAAAUUCCUGAUUUGCUCGGUAAAGUUACUAUUCCAGAAAAUAUUAUGGAAGUAAUACUCGUAAACUCUUUGAACGCAAAUAAAUGUAAAAAAGUAAAAAAAGAAAUCUUAUAUUUAGAGGAGGUAAAAGAUUGCAACAAGCAUAUAAAUGCACGCAUGUACGUUUUAAAGACCAGAGAAAUAGUAGUAGCUUACGAACAUAUGAUUUAAAUAAAUUUCAACUUAUACUAACUAAAAGCAUUCUUGUAGACCAAGGAGAUGUUUAUUUAAUGCUAAUAUAAUUUAAAAACAUUUAUACAGUUAAAACAAUACAUUUUUUAUUUAUUAAU